UCCGGAAGUGACGUCACGCCCCCCUCUCUCCCCGCGGAGGCGGCAGCGCUAGAGCCGGGCGCGGCUGGCGGCGGGGCCCGAGGUGCGGGCGGGAUCAUGGCGGACGGCGUGGACCACAUAGACAUUUACGCCGACGUGGGCGAGGAGUUCAACCAGGAAGCUGAAUAUGGUGGACAUGAUCAGAUUGAUUUGUAUGAUGAUGUCAUUUCUCCAUCUGCAAAUAAUGGAGAUGCCCCAGAGGACCGUGAUUAUAUGGACUCUCUCCCACCAUCUGUGGGAGAUGAUGUAGGUAAAGGAGCAGCACCAAAUGUGGUCUAUACCUAUACUGGAAAGAGAAUUGCAUUAUACAUUGGGAAUCUUACCUGGUGGACAACAGAUGAAGACUUAACUGAAGCAGUCCAUUCUCUGGGAGUUAAUGAUAUUUUGGAGAUAAAAUUUUUUGAAAACCGUGCUAAUGGCCAGUCAAAAGGGUUUGCUCUUGUAGGUGUUGGGUCUGAAGCAUCCUCAAAAAAGUUGAUGGAUCUGUUGCCUAAAAGAGAAUUGCAUGGGCAGAAUCCUGUUGUAACUCCAUGUAAUAAACAGUUCCUGAGUCAAUUUGAAAUGCAGUCAAGGAAAACUACACAGUCAGGUCAGAUGUCUGGAGAAGGUAAAGCUGGUCCUCCAGGAGGUAGUUCACGUGCAGCAUUUCCACCAACUAACAGAGGGCGAGGCCGUUUUCCAGGUGCCAUUCCAGGUGCGGACAGAUUUCCUGGACCUGCAGGGCCAGGAGGACCACCGCCUCCUUUUCCAGCUGGACAGAAUCCACCACGUCCACCCCUAGGUCCUCCUGGUCCACCAGGCCCUCCAGGUCCCCCUCCUCCUGGUCAGGUUCUUCCUCCUCCAUUAGCUGGGCCUCCUAAUCGCGGUGACCGUCCUCCUCCUCCAGUUCUGUUUCCUGGACAACCCUUUGGUCAACCUCCACUGGGGCCACUUCCUCCUGGACCUCCACCUCCAGUUCCAGGCUAUGGCCCACCUCCAGGUCCACCGCCACCACAACAGGGUCCACCUCCUCCACCAGGCCCUUUUCCCCCUCGGCCCCCUGGUCCUCUCGGGCCACCCCUGACACUUGCUCCUCCUCCACAUCUUACUGGGCCACCUCCAAGUGGUCCCCCACCUGCACCACAUGUGAAUCCAGCUUUCUUCCCCCCACCUGCCAAUAGUGGUAUACCUACUUCAGACAGCCGUGGUCCACCACCAACAGAUCCAUAUGGUCGACCUCCACCAUAUGACAGAGGUGACUAUGGGCCACCUGGAAGGCGUUUCACUGGAAAUAACAUGUCCAUAAGAGAAAAAUUACAUAUUCCAUUCUAUGGGAGGCACACGAAAAAUAAUACUCAAAACUCAGGGAGAGAAAUGGAUGCUGCAAGAACACCCUUAAGUGAAGCAGAGUUUGAAGAAAUCAUGAAUAGAAAUAGGGCUAUCUCAAGCAGUGCCAUUUCAAGAGCUGUGUCAGAUGCCAGUGCUGGGGACUAUGGAAGUGCUAUAGAAACCUUAGUAACUGCAAUUUCCUUAAUUAAACAAUCCAAAGUAUCCGCUGAUGAUCGUUGUAAAGUACUUAUUAGCUCUCUUCAGGAUUGCCUUCAUGGGAUUGAGUCCAAGUCUUAUGGAUCUGGAUCAAGAAGACGUGAACGAUCAAGGGAGAGGGACCACAGUAGGUCGAGAGAGAAAAGCAGACGUCACAAGUCCCGUAGCAGAGAUCGUCAUGAUGACUAUUACCGGGAAAGAAGCCGUGAGCGAGAGAGACAUCGUGAUCGCGACAGAGAUCGCGACAGAGAACGUGACAGAGAACGGGAGUAUCGUCAUCGUUAAAGAAGCAGUAUGUACUGAAUCCUUUCUUCUUGUAGCAUCUGAGGCAAACUUCGGUAAGUAAUGAGAGGUAACUAUCUUGUCUUGGUGUGUGCGUGUGUAUGUGUGUUUUCUUCUGAUUGCAUGUAUGUUUAAUUUCUGUGGUGUGGUAUUGAUCUUAGCAACUUUUUGGGUGGGGAUUAAAUAAAUUCUUGAAAAGCCCUUAAGUCAGCUUAAUGGAAAAAAGUCUUUUAUUGGUAUAAUGAAAUGCUGAAGCUUAGAUACCCACUACUCUUGAUCACAUAUUUCAAGAUUUAAACAGUAAAUUGUGAUUGUUUUAAUGUAGGGGAGCACUUGCAUACAUCUAAAGCUUAUCCUUCACCCUUCACUGUGACCAGACUAUGGCCAAAUCUGUGGUCCUUGUUAGGGUUCUUGCACAUCUGGUUUUCUCUUGGUUUCAUUGGGAGUUUUACUUGAGUAAGGGCUCUAGCAAGAUUUGGUUCUAGUUUGUAAAAUGUUACCUCUUAAUAUUUCAACCUGUAUUCUCUGGUCCUUGAACUAAAUCCAGAUGCUGUCCCAUGCUAGUUGUAUGGCUUUUUGUGUCCUUCAUAAUUGGUUAGAGGUUCAGCUCAUCAUGUAAAGACUGAUGAAUUAAUGUAUAAAUGGGUUCCUUUUCUGCUGUUUUUAUAUACACUGAAAAUUGUGUUUCUGUAUACAUCUGUGGUCCCUUUCUACGUUAAACAUGAAAGCAGCUAUGUAGUAGUACUUUGAGUAGCUGCCUAAACCCUCAAUUGCUAACUGGAAAAAUGGAUGUUAAUGUUCAGUCCAUAUGUAAGCAGUUUUAUAUAUGUGCACCACUCUGAGGAUUUUGAAUUGAAGUUGUUUGUUCCUUAUAUGAUAUAGAACAGAAAUUGGUCUCUCUCGGUGUCAUUCAGAAAUCCCUCAUCUUUACCUUGAUUUAGAGCAGUUCCAUAUUACCUACAUUAAAACUCAAGCUGUGAAAACAUGUCUGUUGAAACUUCAUUUGUUUUCCUUAAAAUUUUUGCUUUCAUAGUUGUAUGUGGCAUUUAUUCAUAAAGAUUCAUUCAAAUGGAUUAAUAAAACCAGAACAAAACUGUUAGUAUUCAUACAAAUUUAGUAUACCUUAAGUGAAAGGAAUUGUGUAAUGUCAGCUUCUCCUGGUAGGCCUUGAACACUCGGCAUUUCAGGAGAAACCCAGAUCCUAAUCUUACAACAACUGUACCUCACUUAGAAUACAUAUUGUCUUAAUACAAAAAAAUAAAUGUGUUGAAAAAGCAGGGCAUGCCUUAUAAAUUAUACAUUUAAGUUAAAAGUAGUGAUACGCUUUAUUAUCUUUCUAAGCAGGGUGGAGUUAAAGAGAAAAAUAUUUAAUUCCUAGAUCUGCUAGAAGCAAAACAUAACCCUAAAGGAGCAAAAUGGCCACACUAAUUAAUUAGUAUUAAAAUGAACUGUUCUUGGUUCAUACUUGGUGGCUAAUCCAAGGUGGCCCCAACAAAGGAGAAUCAGUGGGUUAAAUGAAAAUUGGUAUGAUGUGAUUGACAUUCCGUUGAUCGUAAUAUAUCCUUUAAAAUGUCUGUGAUGCUUACCAAAAAUUUAGAAAUAUUCUUGGAAUGUCGGGGAGGGAAGCAGGAAAAGGCCAUUUUGGUUUCUGUAUAUAAAAUGUCAAAACAGAAGUUUCAAACUUUCAACACUGAAUGUAGUUUCUUUCUUUUAAAAUGGAUUCUCCCUAGCUAUCACAGGUUUUUCAGACAUAUUUGUAUUAUAUGUAGCCAGUACUGUGUAAGAAGUAACCUGUUUGGGCUGAAUGACAGUUUUAUAUUUCCAAGAUUUCUUAUUACCUCUGUUGUAUACAAGCAAAUUGCAUCAGCAGUUGUUAAUAAUUUGGACUAAAUGCUUCUAUGUGCUUUAAUUAACCAAUUUAAUUUUUCAUGUAUUCAGACCCUGUGUCUGUUUUUGGAUCUUCUAUGCUAAGUAUAGAUAAUUUCUCCCACUCUCUCCGUUACCCCCAACAAAGUGUCUGAGGGGAACAGCUGUUACAUUUGAUUACCAAAAAAUCUUUAACAAAAUUUUAAAUCUGGUGCUCAAGUGUAUGGUUUAUUCGACUCUCGGUAUGUGUGGAAUUUGCAUAUACAACUUCCUCAAGUCAGUGUUUUGUGUCCUGAGACUUUCUUUUGGAUUCGGAGAAGUUGUAUAGAUAAGUGUCUUUGCAGCAAGAGACGAAUAAACAUAUGAUUUAAAGGGAAUUUAUAGUGGCCUGAAUGUAAAUGAGAGGUUUGUAUUUAACAGCUAUAUUGUAAACAUUGUCUUGUUACUGUCUUAUGAAAAAAGGGCCUAACUUUUAUGGUUUUCUGUAAAGUACUUCAGUAAUUUGGCUUGUGUGUGUGUGCAUUUUCACCAAGAUGUAUGUCUUCAUACAUUUUUUUUGUUUUGGGGUUUUUUUUACAUGACUUUCUUUAAAAAAAAAUAAAAAUCUAAAGUUUCCCAAUUGCUUACUAAAAAUAACAAUAAUUCCAAGAGGAAUUUUUCUCCCUUUUGCCUACAGUCUUUUACCACAUAAAGAGCUUAUCUGUGUGCCUGCAUGAAUGGCAUCUAUUUUCCUCUCUCUUUCUGUGUACGUUUAGUAGUGCCAGAAUGCCCUACGAGCAUAUUUAACGAAAAUGUUACAUACUUACUUUAGAACGGUUUUAAAGGUCCAUUGUAAAUUUUUGUAUAUAGUGAAACAUUAAUCAGUUGUUUGAUUAAUCAUUUGUCAUUUGUAUCUAAUUACAUUCAUAUGUAGAUGGAUUAAAUUUGAGUAAUUUAGUGUUCUGUAAGGUUUUCUGGAAAAAAUCAGAUGUACCAUUUCAGAUUUUUUACACUUCUGUUUGUACAUUUAAUGUUCCAAAACUGAAUUGUCAUGAGACUCUUAUGCGUUUUUACUUGGACAGAUUCUGAGUUUUUCUUGACGUCUGUCUCUUGGUAUCCUAAGAGUAAUAGUAAAAUUAUCAGUGUAAAAGUCCAAAAACAUGGUGAAUCUGUUUCAGAGGAAGGGGAGAAAAGUACAACUUUCUGACCUUUUAAGUAACCUUUAAGAAAACAAGUCUGUUUUGUUAAUCAGAAUCUCUUAUGCAGAGGGAGAGUAGCAGAAAAAUGAACAUGUACAAACAGAACAGUAACUUCAUCAACCUGAUUCCCCCACACACACCUCGGGUUUGGUUUUUUUUAAAGACGUUUUUUAGUUUACUUGGUACUUCAGCGAUGUAUUUCAACUGUUAAACUGUCUUAAUCUUAAUCCUAUUGUCUGAAUUUUUAUAACUAUUGAAUGUUAUGUUUUUUUUAUUUUCUGUUUUUGUUGUUGGGGUGCUGAUUAUUUUCUAAUUAAACUGGAAUUGGACUGGCUUACAAAGAGAGAGUUCACUAAUAUUGUAGUUUUCAAUAUGUAUGUAGUUUUUGCUCAGUUUUCAGAGCAAACUGAGCUCUCUGAUUUUGUGUUCUCAAACCACUGUAAGCAAAAUCCUUAAACCUUCUGCUGUACUUUCUUAAAUACUCUCCACAAAAGGUACUCGUGGCCUUAUUUAAUAAAAGAUUUUUCAGUAUUAGUGUGGUUAAAGCACAAGUGCAGGCUUUUGACUGUUUAAAAUAAAGAUAGCUUUACCAGGUCAGUUCUUGUUUUCUUUGGGCAACAGGGUGGGUGUUGAAUGCUUAUUAAGACUUUGUUUUUAAACUUGCAGUUAGUGAAGAACGCCUAUUUUACAAAUUAAAAUUUUAUUAUUAAAGCCAAUAGCUAUCAAUUUACCUUGAGUGGACCUAUAUGGUAGCAUUAUUCAGUGCCUAACUGUACUCAGUUUCUUGACAUUGUUGCAGAGCUAGUUAACACUGGGAUAGUACUACCAUUUUUUUUCAGCAGCAUAUAUUGCAUCUUAUGGUAAAAAAUGCUGUAUUUGAGGAAAAGUAAUGAGAAUCUGGGUACUGAAAAAGACAGUGAUGGUGAUGGACUGUUCACUCUUACUUGGUUCCUCCUUUCCUUGGAUUCCUGAAAAUUGUUUGUUAUUGUUAAAUAAUUUGGCCUUUUUGGUAAAUCCUAAUGUUCCUCAUAAAAGGAUAUCAAUACUUUUUGUGCAUUGAUUGAAUGCCUGAAGUGCAUCAUGGAAUGAAGAGUGUAAAAAAAGCAAAACAAAAAAACCCUUCCACAACCCCCCCCAAAAGUGCCACUGUUUUGUGCCUUUACUUUUUGUUAUGUAAAAUAGUCUAAGUGUAUUAAUUGUUAUUGCCUUAAUGCUUUAUGGUAAUGAAUAGCUUCUGCUGUAAAGUAUACAGCGACUUGGUGCUAUUUGGUAUCUUGGUGCUAUUGGUAUCUUGAUAAUUUCCUAAAAUAAACUAAAAUUUAGCCCUAUUAACUCCUCUUCAAUUGUAUAAUUGUACAAUAUUUGUUAAUACUGUAGGUAUAUUGUAUCUCUUUCUGUAACUUUGCUCAUGGGCUUGAGAUUUCAUUAUUUUUCCAUACCCUGAACACUUUCCCUUCAAUUCUUAAGACAGCAGCUGAGAGUGAAGCUUAGGUUGUAGAGCAGUUCCAUAAGAAAUCAGUCUUUCAGGCUACUUUACAUUUGGAAACUUGGGAAACUGCAGUCAGAAGGAUGGUUGGAAAUGGUAUUCAGAGAGGAAAUUAAUUGAGCCUACAGUAUCCCUUUUUGCUCACUGUGGUUUGAAAACUAAGCUGUCUUUUCAGAAAAAAAUCUUUUUUUUUAUCCUCUAUGUCAACUUGAUCUGCCUUUUGGUGUUUCCUUUAUCUUGAUAUGGUAGAUAUUUGGUUCCCAGCUUUAUCAUUUGUAAACUAAAAUUAGUUUUUCAGAGGUAUUGAAUCUUUGAUUUUUAAUGAAUUCUAAUAAAAAAUGUUGUAUGCUCUGUAAAAGAAAUCUAUUUGAUUUAUGGAUAAAACAUUAAAGAGUUAAAAGUCUAA
Alligator mississippiensis (American alligator) is the source of this 6781-nucleotide messenger RNA. It is a transcript of the gene CPSF6, whose product is annotated as cleavage and polyadenylation specific factor 6. Gene Ontology annotation, biological process: mRNA alternative polyadenylation. The transcript is spliced from 11 exons. Gene Ontology annotation, molecular function: mRNA binding. The record is from RefSeq and is a predicted model, not a curated record. Gene Ontology annotation, cellular component: mRNA cleavage and polyadenylation specificity factor complex. NCBI's taxonomy places the organism in Eukaryota, Metazoa, Chordata, Crocodylia, Alligatoridae. The coding region runs from base 97 to 1848 and encodes 583 amino acids.